This is a messenger RNA of Schistosoma margrebowiei, 855 nucleotides long. NCBI's taxonomy places the organism in Eukaryota, Metazoa, Platyhelminthes, Trematoda, Strigeidida, Schistosomatidae. The record is from the annotation of a GenBank genome assembly.
AUGGAUGGAAUUAAAAAGAAAAUGAUUGCAAUGAAAUUAGAAAAGGAGAAUGCAAUGGAAAGAGCAGUACAAUAUGAAGAAUUACUUAAAAAGAAAGAAGAAGAACGUGAAAAACGUGAAAGUGAAAUUGCUGAAUUAAAUACUAAAAUGAAACAAGCACAAAUUGAUUGUGAUGAAGUACAAGAAACAUUACAAGAACAAAUGAAUAAAUUAGAGGAAACUGACAAACGUGCUACUAAUGCUGAAGCUGAAGUGGCAGCAAUGACUCGUAGAAUUCGUUUGUUAGAGGAAGAUCUUGAAGUUUCUUCAAGCCGUCUAACUGAAACAUUGACCAAGUUAGAGGAAGCAAGUAAAACUGCAGAGGAAAGUGAACGUGGACGAAAAGACCUUGAGAUUCGUUCGAUUGCUGAUGAUGAGCGGCUUAACCAAUUGGAGGAUCAACAAAAAGAAGCCAAGUAUAUUGCCGAGGAUGCAGACCGGAAAUAUGACGAGGCUGCACGUAAAUUAGCUAUUGCAGAAGUUGAUUUUGAGCGUGCGGAAGCUCGUCUCGAAGCUGCAGAAAGCAAAAUAGUAGAAUUGGAAGAGGAACUACGAGUUGUUGGUAAUAACAUGAAAGCUCUUGAAAUUUCCGAACAAGAGUCAGCCCAACGUGAAGAAAGCUAUGAAGAAACAAUCCGAGAUUUAACAGAACGAUUGAAGGCUGCUGAGCAAAGAGCAACUGAAGCUGAACGUCAAGUAUCUAAACUACAAAAUGAGGUUGAUCAUUUGGAAGAUGACUUAUUGGCUGAGAAAGAACGAUACAAAGCUCUUAGCGGUGAACUGGAUCAAACUUUCGCAGAACUCACUGGUUAUUAA